Lactuca virosa is the source of this 309-nucleotide messenger RNA. The record is from the annotation of a GenBank genome assembly. Lineage: Eukaryota; Viridiplantae; Streptophyta; Magnoliopsida; Asterales; Asteraceae.
AUGUGGCAUUUAACAGAUGAGUUGGCAAACGAGACAAAGGCAACACAAUCCCAUUUUUUUGGUUUACACGAGCCUUUCUCUGGUCUUAAUGAGAUGGAUUUUGAGCUUCAUGGAAUCUACAUGGAUCAUGAACCAGAGCAAGAGUUCGUUACUCAACUGGACAAGUGUAAGGGCAUACUUCUUAAUGUGAUAUUGACUGAUGAAAAUCUUAGAAACUCUAGUAUGGCUGAUAAAGUAAGAACACAAGUGUAUCAUGUGAAUGGUUGGCAAAGUGAUGAAGAUGAGCAAGAACAUGUGAAAAACAAGUAA